Lactuca virosa is the source of this 554-nucleotide messenger RNA. NCBI's taxonomy places the organism in Eukaryota, Viridiplantae, Streptophyta, Magnoliopsida, Asterales, Asteraceae. The record is from the annotation of a GenBank genome assembly.
AUUUUUUUAGAAAAUGAAAUCCCAAAAAAAUUAAAUACCCCGGCUGAUACUCCUUCUUCUCCUUCUAAAAUCCUCUGCUAAACCCUAAAUCAUUCAUAACCAUUUUCCAUUCCAAAAAAAUUAAACAUCCCGCCUACUACCACUCGCCAAAUCACCCUAAAUCAUAAAUCCCUAAAUAUUAAGAACCCUAAUUUGUUCUUGAGAAACGGUGCCUUAGAUCAAAAACUGUGAAUUCAACUUCGAAUUAGUUCAGGUUCUCUCAAUCAAGAACCUCCCCAUUCUAUAACUCAGAAAAAGCAUCAAUGCACGCAUAUUGCACCUGCGCCGGAAUCAGACGUUCGUUAUCCCAUAUGGUCAUCGUCACAGCGUCGGGCUUUAUCAACUCCUUCCGCAAGAUCUUUCUCGUAAAUUCUAUCAAUCCUAACCGUUCUCUCAAUCAAGAAACCCUAACCUUUCUCUCUAUUCACGAGCCAGUAAUCGCGGCAAAGAAGAUCAACAACAAAGACCAACUGCUUCGAUUUCUCCCUAAAACUGGUGGUCUCGGUGGUGUUUGA